AUGAAUGAUAAUUUUAAUAGUUCAAAUUUUUCAAGUUUCAAAAAUUCACCAACCUUGUUAACACUGACUAAUGAACAAUUAAAUAGAUUAUGGAAUUUGAUAUUGAAAUUUGAUAGAAUAUCAAUAACAUCAACCGAUAUUAAUAUCGAAGAUACUGAUAAUAAUAGUAGUACUGGUGAUGAUCAAUUUAUUUCUAUUGAAAAAUUCUAUAAAUUAUUAAUUAAUUAUCAUAAAUUAAUUGAAUUAAUCACUAUUAAAAAUAAUGAAUUAACAAUUAUGAAAUUCCAAUGUUUUGAAAUCAUUCGUAAUAUUCAACAACAACAACAACAACAAAAGCCGAACACACACAAGAUGUUUAACCAACACAAUUCUACAGCAACUUAUUCUUCUUCUUCUUUUUCUUCAUUUAAUGAAACAGGUAAAAAACUUCAAGAUAUUUUCAACCCAAAAGAAGAAUUUGAUUCUACAAUAUAA
Molecule: messenger RNA, 474 nt
Organism: Candida albicans SC5314
Lineage: Eukaryota; Fungi; Ascomycota; Pichiomycetes; Serinales; Debaryomycetaceae
Exons: 1
Coding region: 1-474 (157 amino acids)
Source: RefSeq, a predicted model, not a curated record